Anisakis simplex (herring worm) is the source of this 1125-nucleotide messenger RNA. Lineage: Eukaryota; Metazoa; Nematoda; Chromadorea; Rhabditida; Anisakidae. The record is from the annotation of a GenBank genome assembly.
AUGAAAGGCGUUCUGCUACUCAGUCAGUUUUCAGAACUGAAUUCAACUGGUGUAAAAGUAGUGCUGUUCGAUGUUUCAUACCAAAUACUCUUCCAGAUUAAACUGACUAUGGCAAUACCACAUCCACAAAUUGAACAGCCAGAUCCGCCCGAAGAAUUAACAAGAUAUGAAGAGGCAUAUAGCAAUGGGGCGGUAACGUUUAACCAUUUGCAAGAUCUAAAAGCAGCCUGGCAAAGGCAGCAGCUCAGGGCAAUUAUACUACUUCCUCCGUGUGAACCGGACGCGUAUAAUCUGGAAGAAAAAUUCAAAACUUAUUACGAGGCCACGUGGGGAGAAUGGGGCUCUUCGUAUUCGUUGACGGCAUUCAAUACAAAUGGCGACUUAGAAAACUCAUUUCUGCAGAACUGCGUUAUGAUACAAUGGAAGUUAGAGGAAAAAGAAUUGAAUUUCGACAAGGCACCGUUUAUAAUUCACGCAAAAGCUCCUGGGAAUAACCUUCUGCGUUCGUAUGGUCCAUCGAUGCAAGUAUGCAUUCUGGGAUUAGAUCCACAGCUUCUCGAAAUCGCGAGGUUCGAGGCUGAAAUUAAACUUGAAGGAAGCAACAUAAAUCAACACACACUGGAACUGAUGGAGAAGCAAAAUGCUUUACCGCGCAGCGAGCGACUCCCUUAUGUUAAAUUUAAUUAUGAUGACUCACAGUUAGCGACAGCAGCAAAUGAUCUGGAUGAUGAACCGGAUUUCACAUUGAGGAAAAAAAGAAAGACUCGGAGAACGAUUGUCGAAGAGGCAACAAUUCGUUCGAAGGUGAAACGAUUAGUCAUCGAAUGUAGUUGGAAGCCUGAGGCGGGACAGAAUUUAUUGUGCAGAAGAGAAUUACGGGGAUGUAAGAACGAACAUGACGAUGAGUGUCGCAUGGGAAAUGGUGAAGAUUUUUGCUACAAACAUUGCAUCAAAGCAAAUUUUUUUCAACUGCGCUCGCAUCCGUUUAUUGUAUCACCCGGCAAACAACAACCAAAGGAUUCCGAACUAUUUCUGAACUACGCUUGGCGAGUCUUAACCAACCGACUGGUAGUAUCAGAUAUUGGAGGACAGCAUUUGAAUAAGCGGGUGGGAGAAUGCUCGUAA